GGAUAAGUAGUGCUGCCUUUGCAAGUUUUUCUACCAUAUUCACUAGAGCUCUACUAUCCUAUGGCAACUGUCGAUCCCUCCAAACAUGUACUACUGCAGCAUCCACUCCAAAUCUUCAACCUCCCUGCAGAAAUCGUGGAUACGCUCUCUAUUCGCGCCUCUGUGCUUGCGCCAUCACCGCCAAGGGAGCCUACUCCUCCCCCUGUACAAGAACAGAGAGACACCAGCAGCGCCUUCGCGUGCAACGUCUGCGGUACUGGGUUUGAGGAUGUUCAGGAGCAAAGAGAGCACUAUAAGAGCGAUUGGCAUCGGUACAAUGUUAAGCUGAGGAUAGCCAGCAAGCCUACAGUGUCGGAGGACGAGUUCAACGUCAUUGUUGAAGAGCUGAACGACUCUAUCUCCGGAUCUGCGUCCUCCGACGACUCCGACGCAUCUUCCUCCGCCUCCCUCACACAAAUAAUGAAACGCCAGUCCCUCUCCCGGCCUGCUUCGGACGCCGAAGACCAUCGACCAACACCAAAUACCCCCUUAAUCUGGUUCCAAUCCAGCACCGUACCCGUAACCCAGUUCGGGAUCUACAACGCCGUGUUCGAGCCUGGACUCACGCAGCCUCAGUAUGUGGAGGCGGUGAAGGAGAUGCAGGAUGGCGGAGAGGAGGGCAGGCUGUGGACGUUGUUUGCGACUGCCGGGGGACACUUCGCGGGCAUGGUAGUGCGCGUGAAGAGGCCAAAUGCUGUAGAGCAGGAAGAGACUGGGAAGGGGAAGAAGAAGAAACAGAAGCCUAAACCGGAGGAAAUGGAGGUUAUUCAUCAUAAGACUUUCCACCGAUACACCACACGUCGAAAGCAAGGAGGCUCCCAGUCGCUCAAUGACGAAGCCAAAGGGAAAGCCAAGAGCGCGGGUGCGAUGCUCCGUCGGUAUGGCGAGCAAGCGCUCCGGGAGGACAUCCGUGCACUGUUGACCGAAUGGUCCGAUGAGAUCGACGCAAGUGAGCGGAUCUUCAUCCGCGCGAGUACGAGCAACAAGCGUAUUUUCUGGGGCUACGAAGACAAUGUGAUCGAGAAAGGAGACCCGAGGAUCCGCACGUUCCCUUUCCCAACCAGGAGACCCACGCUCUCAGAACUACAGCGGUGCCUGCAGGAAUUGACAAGGGUGAAGAUUUCCCAUCUGACGGAUGAGGCACUCAGAGCAUUGGACGAGGCUUACCUCGCUUCUCUCCCUAAACCUAAGCCUGCACCUGUCCAGGCACCCACUCCGCCACCUCCAAAGCCGGCAGCACCAAAGCUUACCAAAGAAGAGGAGGCAGAGCGAGACCGCUGGCGCCGGCUGAUCAACAUGGCGCGCAAGGGACGGGUAGAGCCACUCAAAGCAUUCUGGGAAAGGGAGGGCCCAGCCAUGGGUGGGGUGGACGUGUCUAUACCCGAAUGGGCGGAGGACAGCCGUGGACUGAAGUCCCUCCUUCAAGUUGCCUGCUCUGCUGGACAGGAAGAGGUCGUCCAGUGGCUAUUGGAGGAUCAGCAUGCGGAUCCUACGAUUGCCGUUCCCUCUGGCGUGUCUGUAGCUCCUAGGAAGGAAGAAGACGAAGACGAAGAUGAUGAAGGCCGUCCUACCACCCCCGCUGUGGCAGGCACAAGACGUGCGGCUUACGACCUCGCCACUACUCGAGCCGUACGAAAUGUCUUCCGCCGACUGGCGUACUCUCAGCCCACGGCUUGGGACUGGCUUGGCGCUGCCCGUGUGCCUUCAGCAUUGUCCCCCCAUAUGGAAGCAGUCAAAGAGGGGAAGAAAGCUGUCAGGCGUAAGGCUCUCAAAGACCGUCUCCAGGCUCGGGAAAAAGAGAGAGAGGCCGAGCGCGCAAAGCAGGAGGCUGAGGACCGUGCACGCCUUGCAAGGGAGAAAGAAGAGGACGCUCGACGCCGGGCGAAUGAGCCUGCUCUUGCUCGCACCGGGCCUAACAAGCUGGGUGGUGCAAGUGCCAACGGACCGAAGGACGGACUUGCCGGCUUGACACCGGAGAUGAGGGCUAGGAUUGAGCGGGAACGUAGGGCCCGAGCGGCUGAAGCGCGUCUUCGUGGUUGAGAGACACACGUUUCAUCGAAGUGUGUGGGCGCUUCAGUUGAGGUGAUGCCAAGCUUGCUGCGGUGCUGCAGUUUCCGGGUUGAUGUGUAAUAUGUCAGUAUCAUGUUGUAGAGGUUGGAGACUCACAAGGAAAGAAGGAUGGGAAGACGUCGGCAAAUCGCCUUGGUGGAUUGAAUAACGAUGUGUCCCGCUCCACAGAGUGGGAAAUUGACUGCGUGGCAGUUCCUUUCGGAGAAUCUAUCGCCCAGGGAUUUCGAUUCUGACCGUACAUUCUUGGCCAGACGGGUGUUAU
Messenger RNA from Dacryopinax primogenitus, 2371 nucleotides. RefSeq lists its product as uncharacterized. The transcript has 3 exons. Gene Ontology annotation, molecular function: zinc ion binding; nucleic acid binding. Bases 61 to 2079 code for a protein of 672 amino acids. The record is from RefSeq and is a predicted model, not a curated record. Lineage: Eukaryota; Fungi; Basidiomycota; Dacrymycetes; Dacrymycetales; Dacrymycetaceae.